AUGAAGUUUUCAAAUGCGAUUAGCUGGUCAUUGGUAGCAAGCACAGCAUUUGGAGGAAGUGACUCUUCUACUCCAACACCCGCUUCAAACUAUCCAGUGAUUCGCAAUGUUGAUGAACCAAAAACUGGCCUCUCCUACAAAGAAGAACAAUUCUGCCUCGAUAAUUUUUUGAGAAAACUAGAAAUCACAGGGGUGACUAUCGAUGACAAAUUGGUACCAUUGGUGAACCAGAACUUGGAUUACAUAUGGUCACCAAGGCAGAAGUCAGGAUUACCUGAAAUACGAUUCAAACCUGUAUUGGUUGUCAAUAUCAUUGGCGGGGAAUUGAGUACUGAACCAAGUUUUGAAACAAAAUCACUGCAAUCAUAUGUUGACUAUUGGUUCAAAGUGUAUUCGGAAUACAGAAAACCGUUAACUGAUGGCUUGAUUCAUUUUGGCUUGGAUAAUGGACUUGUGGAUCAUUUCAAGUAUUUUAAUGAGCAAAGAGACAAGAUCUGGCAACACCAUCAAGCCUGUUUAAAGCAACAAAUACUCAACUAUAGCCCUACUAAUGAAGAGAAAUUCAUGCACGAGUUAUCCUCAUUGGUUCAUUUGCUUGACCAUGUAAAGAGUGUGUCCAAAUACAGUGGAGGAAUAUUCAUCAUUCAGAUGACUUCCUUAGCGUCGAUCAAAAACAAGAUUGGAGCUGACUCUACUACGUACAAACAUGCUGUUGACUCACUAGAAGAAACACUUGCAUCACUAAAUGUUUAUUUCGAUAUCUUGGUGAUAGAAUCGCCAAACAUCAAGCCGCAAAAUCAUUUGCAAAAGAAAUCACAAAUGAUAUCAGCUGCUUCUACAUCUGCAUUCAAAUACGCCAGUAAGCAAGCAUGUGAAGUUGCCACUGAUAAAUGUUCAGCACAUGGCGAAUGCAAACAGAAUAAAGAUCAAUGGAGGUGUGUUUGUGAACCUAGCUUCAACAAAACAACAUCAAAAACUACCACUUGGGUUGGUUAUGAUUGCGGUAAAAAGGAUGUUUCUGUACCUGCUAAUUUGUUUCUUUGGACUACUAUUGCAUUAGUAUUGUCAUUAAUUGGGGGGAUUAAAUUGUUGGCAAGCGUUGGUUCAGAUCCUUUGCCUGGAGUAUUGGACGCUGCCACUCUACCAACCAAAAAGACCAUUUAA
Lodderomyces parapsilosis is the source of this 1164-nucleotide messenger RNA. RefSeq lists its product as uncharacterized. The coding region runs from base 1 to 1164 and encodes 387 amino acids. The transcript has a single exon. The record is from RefSeq and is a predicted model, not a curated record. Gene Ontology annotation, cellular component: endoplasmic reticulum. Lineage: Eukaryota; Fungi; Ascomycota; Pichiomycetes; Serinales; Debaryomycetaceae.